This is a messenger RNA of Ordospora pajunii, 651 nucleotides long. RefSeq lists its product as uncharacterized. Bases 1 to 651 code for a protein of 216 amino acids. The record is from RefSeq and is a predicted model, not a curated record. The transcript has a single exon. Lineage: Eukaryota; Fungi; Microsporidia; Ordosporidae.
AUGGAAAAGUAUUCUGCAUACAACGAUCCUCUUUCUGGAGUAAAUCCAUUUAUCGAUCGAAAAAGGGCGUCGUAUUCGAUACUUGAGUACAUUAAAGCAAUGCUAAAGAUACCGCUACUGGUGGUUAUGCUUGCUACAAACAUCGAUGUCGUGAAAUAUCUUAUCAGGAUCAGAUCGAAUGCAGCAGGAAGGCCACGAAUCUUGGCUGCAAAUUCGUCGUCGUUUCUUGACAUGUAUGUAUUGCGACACUUGACUGGAAUAAGAAACUUUUACUAUGUUACUGAAACAGGCUAUGCUGAUGCCAGCUCAAACAAGUUCACAUCGAAUGUGGUCGAGCCAUGCGUUGUGUUUCCCGAGGGAUGCAGAACAAACAACAGGGCAGUUCUGCAGUUUUCAAGAAAUAUCCGUGUGGAUCAUGUUUGUGGAAUCAAAUACAACGGAGAGUGUGUAAACCUGUAUGGUAGUUGCUUUUGGUUCAUGCUAAGAUUCCUUGCAUCCAACAGCUCUGUGGAUGUCAAAUUUAAGCAAAGCAUGGAUAUUCAAGCCAUCAGCAGGCUCUCUGGCCUUCCACAAGUAAUAUGGUCCGCGAAGGACAGGAAUAGAUUCGUCGAGGAAUUCAUGCAUGGCCCCAAAACACAAAAAAAUCAAUAA